AUGGUGUCCGUAACUAUAAACAUCGAACGAGACCGAAAGUCUGGCAAACUUCCUAUCCAAGCAAAUCAUCCAGUGAAAGUCGCUGUUUGGAUAAAAUACGGGAAGACAGCGGCUCUGGUGCUUAAAAAAACGAAUGAUCCCACGAAUGAUUUAAGAAAGCAUAUAGACCAGUGGCAUGAUUUCGUGGUCGAAUUCACGCCAAAAGGGCAUGAAACGAAUACGGAACAGCGCUACUUUAGAUGGGAAGUGGACAGGAUCUUGCCAUGGUUCCGAGGUGAAAUUACGAAAAUUGCCAAAGACGCAUAUCUUUCUAAUCACAAAUACCUGGAAAAAAUCGUGGGUGGUGCCAAUCAAUACGUGGCACAAGAAGCUAACUGGUAUGUCAUACAGAAUCAUAUCAUCAAGGAGACUGCACUGGUUCAUAAGUUGGUCAAAUUCGACCAUGACAAAGAUUUGGGGAUACAGGAGUGGAUGAGAUUGCUCCUAAAAGAUGUGGAAGAGACGAUGGUAAAAGUUGAGGAACUCGGGGGUAGACCGGCCAUAAGAGCAUACACAGAUGUGCCUGCGGGCAAUACCGUGAAGCCUAGUUGGAAAUCGGUUCUAUGCGCAAUACCCAUAUUCGAAACCGAUGGAAAAGCACGACCAGUCUGUCUAAAGGUUGGACAGAGCUUGCCUAUAACCAUUACUGUCAACUUCGAUAGAGCCCAUCCGAAAGGCCCAGUUCCUAGGAUUUGCGUAUAUCUUGUCCAAACCCAAAAAGGUGAAACUAGCCCUGACAGAAAGCCUAAAACAGACAAGACUAUGUGCAAAUACAGCCUGGGAGAGAAUCCUAUUUGGUUCAGUGAUGAAACCAGGCGGAUUGGCCUCAUCAUGCUCGAUGAUACAGAGGUGGUCAAACUGACUGAGCAAGAUAGCAAACUGAAAACCGGUCGUUAUUACUUGUUCAUAGGAAUGAAGAGUCUAGCCUGGGAAAAGGAGCUCACCCGGAUCUCAGAGACCUUUACUAUGGAUGCCUCUCCAGAUAGUGGCGAAAGUGAAUCAUCGACAUAG
This is a messenger RNA of Talaromyces rugulosus, 1050 nucleotides long. RefSeq lists its product as uncharacterized. The coding region runs from base 1 to 1050 and encodes 349 amino acids. The transcript is spliced from 2 exons. The record is from RefSeq and is a predicted model, not a curated record. NCBI's taxonomy places the organism in Eukaryota, Fungi, Ascomycota, Eurotiomycetes, Eurotiales, Trichocomaceae.